Messenger RNA from Venturia canescens, 1586 nucleotides. Its product is annotated as odorant receptor 22c-like. The record is from RefSeq and is a predicted model, not a curated record. The transcript has 3 exons. Gene Ontology annotation, molecular function: olfactory receptor activity; odorant binding. Bases 1 to 1278 code for a protein of 425 amino acids. Gene Ontology annotation, cellular component: plasma membrane. Lineage: Eukaryota; Metazoa; Arthropoda; Insecta; Hymenoptera; Ichneumonidae. Gene Ontology annotation, biological process: sensory perception of smell; detection of chemical stimulus involved in sensory perception of smell.
AUGGCAAGUAAAGGAUCAGCAAAGGCAAGCCUUUGGAAUGCCGACACCGUGUACGAGCUUGGACUCUGUAGAAUGUUGGAACAAACUCUCGGCAUUUGGCCGAUCGGUUAUCAAGACACGUUUUCAAAAGUACGACUCUUCGUCGUGGCAGUUUUGGAAAUAUCGAUGAUCAUAAAUCUAAUCCGUGAGAUAAUCGCGGACUGCGUGAUCAAGGACGAAAUGGUAAAUGUUGUGGCUCUGGUGGCAUGUUUGAUAGUUGGGUUGCUCAAGAUCAUGAUAUUGCAAAUAAAUAGAAGCAAAAUGGAGCUGGUGAUAAAAUCAGCGGUUGACGACUGGUCGAUGAUCGAAGAAUCGAGCUCCAGAGAAAUAAUGAGACAACAUGCUCGAACUGGAAGAUUCGUAUUUAUAUAUCAAAUGGCAUCAGCAGUUCUGACAAUCGUUCCAAUGGCAUGGGCGACUUUGCCAUUUCUCGCAGAAUUGCCGAAAAGUCUCAAAGACCGUUCUGAAAAUUUGAAUGCUAGAAGCUAUCAGAAUCAUUCUGACUUUUCAUUAGAUCAUUACGAACCUAAAGACAAGAAUUUACCACAAAUUUUUCCAAUGGGAACUGGAUGUUUCAUUCACGAUGUCUCUCCAAUAUUUUAUGCCUUCAUUUAUAUCACCCAAAUAAUUCAAUUCAUGGCUUCGUGUGCUGGUAACGUUGGCACUGACGUCUACUUUUUUUCGACCUGUAUGCACGUCUGUGGACAGUUCGAAUUACUCAACAUGAAGUUUGAAAAUUUCGGUCAGGAUUCUGACUUUCGAACCUCUCACGAACAAAUCCGCGUAUUCGUGAAAAGACACAAUCAUUUGAUGAAACUUUCCAACAACGUUGAAGACAGUUUUAAUGUUCUCACACUCGCUCAACUCUCAGCCAAUGCUUUCAUUAUGAGCCUCUUGGGUGUUCAGCUAAUAAUAGGCAUCAAGACAGGAAACGGUGCAAGUGCGAUCUUAGCGUUAUCAUCGAUCUACGUUCUCAGUCUACAAUUAUUUUUGUACAGCUAUACCGGAGAUUAUUUAACGAGCCAAAUUGAAAAAAUUUGUUACGCAAUUUAUUGCAGUCAUUGGUACAAUUUAUCGCCGCCAUUCGUCAAAGAUUUGAUGUUUAUUAUGUGCAGAAGCAAUCGCUCGUUCAAUCUCACCGCAGGAAAAGUUGUUAGCAUGAAUUUGGACAAUUUUAAAAAUAUUUUCAAAGCAAUGGGCUCGUAUUUUUCUGUCCUGAAACUAAUGUUUGACGAAUAAUAAUCUUGCUUUUUUUUAUUUUCAACGAUUUUUCUUCAGAUUUAUCAAGAUACUUCAGGAUGCUGGCAGGUACACUGACAGUCGUGUCUGUCGUCUGCUUGUCCGAGACUUACUCGAGUUACAUUAUUUCUGAAUAAAGUAUAUAUUUUGAAAUUCUGUGACGUCAUAAAACCGGCAUAUUCGCGUAUAUAUAAGCGUAGCGGCAGGGCUCGCGCUGGCUUUUCUUUUGCCCUGCAGUUUUUUCUUUUAAUACUUGGCAUCGAGCCGCUACCGCGUCUCUUGAUAAGGCUGAGAUCCUCAUCGCAAAG